CUGGGACUUGGCUGCCCAGCCGGCCUCAGGCCUGGGCCGGAAUCCUGAGCUGGCGCUGGACGGGAGGCCCUGUAACUCCAGCCGCUGCGCCCGCCCCUGCCCGCCCUCCGCCUCAGCGCUGCUGGGCUGCCCACAAUGCCCCCAUUCAGCCUGUCCCCGCUGCCAGCCUGCGCGGGGAGGGGGCUCCGCCAGCUCCAGACAGGACAGACAGCCUUCCCGUGCUGCUGCUCUUCGGGCUGGACGGCCGAGGACGGCAUGGAGGGCACCUCCUCCGUCCUGCUGCUGCUCCUGCUGCUGCCGCUGCUGGGCCUGACGGGGCGCACGGCCGCCCAGCGCUGCCCGCAGCCCUGCGUCUGUGACAACGCCAGGCGGCACGUGGCCUGCCGGCACCAGAACCUCACCAAGGUGCCCCCCGCCAUCCCGGAGCUGACCCAGCAGCUGGACCUCCAGGGCAACCAGCUGAAGGCGAUCCCCCCGGCCGCCUUCCAGGACCUGCCCCACCUCACGCACCUGGACCUGCGGCGCUGCCAGGUGGAGCAGGUGGCGGAGGGCGCCUUCCGCGGCCUGGGCCGCCUGCUGGUCCUCAACCUGGCGGCCAACCGGCUGCGCGCGCUGCCGCAGGAGGCGCUGGCCGGGCUGGGCGCGCUGCGGCGCCUGGAGCUGCAGGGCAACCGGCUGGAGGAGCUGCGGCCCGGGGCCUUCGGGGCGCUGGGCGCGCUGCUCAGCCUCAACCUGGCGCACAACGCGCUGGUCUACCUGCCGCCCUUGGCCUUCCAGGGGCUGCAGCGCGCGCGCGGCCUGCGGCUGGAGCACAACGCGCUCAGCGUGCUGGCGCCCGAGGCGCUGGCCGGGCUGCCCGCGCUGCGCCGCCUCAGCCUGCGCCACAACGAGCUGCAGGCGCUGCCCGGCGCCGCGCUGGCCCCGGCCCGCGGCCUGGCGCGCCUCGAGCUGGGCCACAACCCGUUCACCUACGCGGGCGAGGAGGACGGGCUGGCGCUGCCGGGCCUGCGCGAGCUGCUGCUGGACCACGGCGCCCUGCAGGCCCUGGACGCCCGCGCCUUCGCCCGCUGCCCGCGCCUGCACACGCUGGACCUGCGCGGCAACCAGCUGGCCGCGCUGCCGCCGCUGCAGGGCCCGGGCCAGCUGCGCCGCCUGCGGCUGCGGGGCAACCCGCUGUGGUGCGGCUGCCGCGCGCGGCCGCUGCUCGAGUGGCUGGCGCGGGCGCGCGUGCGCUCGGACGGCGCGUGCCGGGGGCCCCGGCGGCUGCGGGGCGAGGCCCUGGACGCGCUGCGGCCCUCCGACCUGCGCUGCCCCGGGGACCCUGCGGCGGCCGAGGAGGAGGCGGAGGAGCGGGCCGAGGCGGGGGCCCGGGCGCCGGCGGCCCCUCCGGGCCCCGCGGCGGCGGCGGAGGAGGACGGCGCGGCCCGGCCCUGCCCGCGCGCCUGCGUGUGCGCCGCCGCCGCCCGGCACAGCGGCUGCGAGGCCCGGGGCCUGCGCGCCCUGCCCCGCGGCUUCCCCGCCGACACGGAGCUGCUGGACCUGCGGCGCAACCACUUCCCCGCCGUGCCGCGCGCCGCCUUCCCCGGCCUCGGCCGCCUGGUGUCGCUGCACCUGCAGCACUGCGGCGUGGCGGCGCUGCAGCCGGGCGCGCUGGCCGGCCUGGACGGCCUGCUCUACCUCUACCUCUCCGACAACCGGCUCUCCGGCCUGGCCGCCGGCGCGCUGGACGGCGCCCCGCGCCUCGCCUACCUCUACCUGGAGCGCAACCGCCUCCUGCAGGUGCCCGCGGCCGCCCUGCGCGCCCCGCCGCGCCUCUGCGCCCUGCACCUGCAGGGCAACGCCCUGGCGCGCCUGGCGCCCGGGGACCUGGCGGGCGCGCCGGCCCUGCGCUGGCUCUACCUGAGCGGCAACCGCCUCGCCCAGGUGGCCCCCGGCGCCCUGGGCCCGGCCCCCGAGCUGGAGACGCUGCACCUGGACCGGAACCAGCUGCGGGAGGUGCCCACCGCGGCGCUGGAGGGGCUGCCCGCCCUGCGGGAGCUGCAGCUCUCCGGGAACCCGCUGGGGGCGCUGCGGGACGGCGCCUUCCGGCCCGUGGGCGAGUCCCUGCAGCACCUCUUCCUCAACAGCACCGGCCUGGAGCAGGUUUCCCCCGGGGCCUUCUCGGGCCUGGGGCCCCAGCUGCAGAGCCUGCACCUGCAGAAGAACCAGCUGCAGGCCCUGCCCGCCCUGCCCAGUCUCAGCCAGCUGGAGCUGGUCGACCUCAGUGGCAAUCCCUUCCGCUGUGACUGCCAGCUGCUCCCCCUUCACAGGUGGCUCGCGGGGCUGAACCUGCGGGUGGGUGCCACCUGUGCCGCGCCCCCCAGCGCCCGGGGCCAGCAGGUGAAGGCGGCCGCCGCCGUCUUUGAAGUCUGCCCGGGCUGGGCGACCAGGAAGACCAAGCGGAUGCCGGGUGCCCGGAGAGCCCGCGGGCAGCGCUGACAUCGGGGAGCGGACAGGGUGGGGAAGGAGAGGCGCCGGCCUGAGCCUGCCGCCCGCCCGGCUUACUCUCGUCCGGACUGGCCGCCGCCAAGACCUUCUCCGGGGCCUGGGGGUCCUCCUCCAGCGGCGGCUUCUUGGAGCCUGGUCUCAGGGGCCGCGCCUUGGCCGGAGGAAUCCUCUUCCCUUUGAAUAAAAAUGGAAUUAAACCAGCA
This is a messenger RNA of Pipistrellus kuhlii (Kuhl's pipistrelle), 2690 nucleotides long. RefSeq names its product chondroadherin like (gene CHADL). Gene Ontology annotation, molecular function: protein binding. The coding region runs from base 136 to 2478 and encodes 780 amino acids. Gene Ontology annotation, cellular component: plasma membrane. The transcript has 7 exons. The record is from RefSeq and is a predicted model, not a curated record. NCBI's taxonomy places the organism in Eukaryota, Metazoa, Chordata, Mammalia, Chiroptera, Vespertilionidae.